Messenger RNA from Moneuplotes crassus, 1326 nucleotides. NCBI's taxonomy places the organism in Eukaryota, Ciliophora, Spirotrichea, Euplotida, Euplotidae. The record is from the annotation of a GenBank genome assembly.
UGGAGCUGUAGAUAGGUUUUUUAAGUUGGGUAGGCUUAAUUAAUAUCUUAAAUUUCUUAGACUUGAUUUAAUAGAAAGAUUCUGUGUUACUCUUUUUGAUGCUGGUUUGAUUCGUUAAUUUCAGGUUCCUUAGCUUUUAUAUAACUAGCAAAUUCAUAAUCUCUAUAUAAACUUCUCAACAGAUUCCUCAGAAUAUAUCCUUUCUGCUUUUUGCUUCGUUUUUGAGAUGUUUCUUAGGUUAUCAUUUUUUUGGUUCCUUUGAACAAUAAUCAAGUGGCUCAAUUUGUUAUGGAAAUAGAUCCCUGGUCAGUUUAUUUUUUAAAGACUAACAGGACUCAUGCUCCCUGGCUUAUCGGAGUAUUCUAAUUAUUAAUAAGAGGAAGGCCCAUAUUUUUCCAAAAUACUAAUUUUUAUAUUUGAAAAAGUGCUAACCCAAGAAAAAUGAGUUCAAUAAUUAAAGAUUUUAAAGAUUCUUCUUCAUACGGCUUCAUUUUUAAUAAUUAUAUACCUAAGACCUUUGAGGAUUUCAAGAUCAAAGACCAGAUUGAGAAUGAUUUAUGCAUCAAAUUUUAAAAUCCUAGUAAUAUCUGUAACAAAUUCUGAACCAAAAACUUCAAAAAUUUACUCUCUUAAUCUCUAAUAAAAACUAUUCACCUUUAUCCUCCUCCAGUCUUGACUAAAAAAUCCACACUAUAGUAAACCCCAAGAGAGAAAUUACACAACCUGCUGACCACACUAAAACCUUCCCAUUCUCCCCUCUCCAAGCCCCUUAGUCCUUCCUAACAACACAUCACCUCCUUCCCAACCUCCAAUCCAUUACUCCACUCCUAUCAACCCCCUCUAUCCCCAUUUCCCACCCAUUCCUUAACAACCCCUCCACCCCUUAGCCAUCCCUACUACUUCUCCUCCCAAAUUCCCUCCUUUAAACCCAAUUUUUCCUCCAAAGUCCUUCUGAGCCCACUCAGAAUCCUAUUUCUGGCCCAGUCUUUUAAUAAUUACUCUGGUUAUUGCUCGAGGGCAAGCUGGGGUUUUGGGCGUUAUAGUAGAGAUUUGUAUGGGGGAUGGUGGAUGGCUGGUUGGGGAUGGGGGUUGGGUGGAGAGGAGUGGGGGUUGAUGUGAGGGCUGUUUUGGUGAAGAAGGAAGGUUUGUGGAGGGGGUUUUGGGGAAGAUUUUUAAUAUGAGCAGAAUUUGGAUUAGAAAGUAAUGAUUAUGAUUUAGUCUUAUUAUCUGGGUAAAAAGUUAUAAUUUUUCUGUCAAAGAUUUUAGAAUUCAAACCUCAUAAAUACUUGAAACCAACAACUUGGCUUAACUAAAUUGAGCUGAAUU